Fonsecaea pedrosoi CBS 271.37 is the source of this 891-nucleotide messenger RNA. RefSeq lists its product as uncharacterized. The transcript has a single exon. NCBI's taxonomy places the organism in Eukaryota, Fungi, Ascomycota, Eurotiomycetes, Chaetothyriales, Herpotrichiellaceae. The coding region runs from base 1 to 891 and encodes 296 amino acids. The record is from RefSeq and is a predicted model, not a curated record.
AUGACCUCCCACCAUGAUCGUCAUUACCAUCGUUGUUCCACCGACCCCAGCAAACGCACCGACAGAGAGCAGGUACAGUCUUGUUCAGAGGAGCAAACGGUCAAAAUCCUCAAAUUCUCCUCCAGGGACGCUUUCCCUUUCAUCAAAGUCUUUGAAGCCCCCAUCCGGCUCGCGCACAAGAUGGCCCAGACUGUGAAUCCCUUCCCCAUCCGCUUUGAGAAGCAUGUUGUCGCUCCGCCGUACGAGAGAGGAUGGAGUUACAUCGAGCGCAGGAACGGGCAGCUCUGCCUGGUGAGGAACAGGAAGGACGUGUUCCGUCUCCAUCGGCCGUCGAAGAAGAGAGCAGCGCCGCCGAGAGACAGGGAUAGAGACCCAGAGAGAGAGGUGAUCAUCGUGCGUGAGGAGGACAUGGAUGUCAUCGGUCGCCAUCAUCGGGUCCAUCCGCACGGAGACAGACUCUUCGUGGAGGUAUGUCAAGAAAGAAGGGAGCCAGGUGAUCCGUCUCCUCGACCUCGACCGCCGAGGAUUGAAGUCCGACGACCUCUCAACGCCACACCACCGUGUUCUCCUGUGUUUGAAGAAACGCCUCACCACCGCAGGGAGUCGUUCCCGUUUCGCCUCGUCCAAAAGAUCCCCGUCGAGCGAGCGCGUCUUCGUUGCGUCAGGCAUGCUCGAGCGCCAGAAGACCCUCUCCACUGUUCUUCCCCUGGACCACCACCGCCCCAAGUCGUCGACGACUGUUACGAAGACGAAGUCUUCUUUGACCCCAUGAGCGACCUAAACGCUCGGGAACCUCGGCCCUACCACAUCCCCGAACCCGAGAACGCCGUGUGGGAUGAGGACAUGAACGCCUGGGUUGUGCGACGCUCGCCCAAAGUGCGAUUUUGCUGA